Messenger RNA from Drosophila nasuta, 600 nucleotides. It is a transcript of the gene Vha13, whose product is annotated as V-type proton ATPase subunit Vha13. Gene Ontology annotation, cellular component: vacuolar proton-transporting V-type ATPase complex; vacuolar proton-transporting V-type ATPase, V1 domain. Bases 92 to 445 code for a protein of 117 amino acids. Gene Ontology annotation, biological process: synaptic vesicle lumen acidification. NCBI's taxonomy places the organism in Eukaryota, Metazoa, Arthropoda, Insecta, Diptera, Drosophilidae. The transcript has 3 exons. Gene Ontology annotation, molecular function: ATP hydrolysis activity; proton-transporting ATPase activity, rotational mechanism. The record is from RefSeq and is a predicted model, not a curated record.
UUGUGUCACUUGCUUUUUUCAACUUGCAUUGAUACCACGGCCGAAGCGAGCAGUUAAACAGUUUUUAAUUAAAUAAAUAUAUUUUAAAAAAAUGGCCAGCCAAACGCAGGGAAUCCAGCAAUUGCUUGCUGCUGAGAAGAAGGCAGCUGAAAAGGUUGCCGAGGCCCGUAAACGCAAGGCAAGGAGAUUGAAGCAAGCCAAGGAUGAGGCCACCGAGGAGAUUGAGAAAUUCCGUCAGGAACGUGAACGCUCCUUCAAAGAGUUCGAGGCCAAGCAUAUGGGCAGCCGCGAAGGUGUUGCAGCCAAAAUCGAUGCUGAUACUCGUGUGAAACUUUCCGAUAUGGAGGGUGCCAUCAGGACACGCAAAGAACCCGUGAUUCAGGAGAUCUUGCAAUUCGUCUACAACAUCUCGCCCGAGGUCCACAAGAACUACAACAGGAAGUAAAUUGUAUUGUUGUCUUUGAGGGGUGGGGCUUUGGCCUAAUCCCAAAGGAAAAAUAUGCUCGUUUCUAUUGUAAAUUCGAUGUCCAAGUUCAACUCUUUUAAAUGCAUAUAAUUUAGCCCCUUAAUAAUAGUGCAUUACUAUAUUAAACAUACAAA